Messenger RNA from Microplitis mediator, 1801 nucleotides. RefSeq names its product cytochrome P450 6j1-like. Bases 145 to 1629 code for a protein of 494 amino acids. Lineage: Eukaryota; Metazoa; Arthropoda; Insecta; Hymenoptera; Braconidae. Gene Ontology annotation, molecular function: iron ion binding; monooxygenase activity; heme binding. The transcript has 4 exons. The record is from RefSeq and is a predicted model, not a curated record.
UUGUGCACCGUCAUCUUAACAAAUAUCAUAAAAAAAAAAUAUGUGGUAAUUAUUUUGUAUAAAUGAUACUACUCAGUAGACUGGUUACUCAGUUGUUUAAAAAACACGGCAUUGAUCAUAUCAAAUAUUUAGAGAAAAAUAACAAUGGAACUGAUAAUUGGCCUAGUGGUUAUUCUAAUUUUACUUUAUUAUUAUUUUACAUCGACUUAUAAUUUUUGGCGGGAUCGUGGUAUAGUAGGACCUAAACCGAUAGUUUUGUUUGGAACUAUAAAAGAGGUGAUAUUUGGUCAGUUAUCAAUCGGUAGUUAUUUGAAAAAAGUUUACGAUGAAUAUCCAAAUGAACCAAUGGUGGGAAUUUUCACUCGAUGGGAGCCAGUUUUGGUGUUGAACGACAUGGAAUUAAUUAAAGAUGUCUUAAUAAAAGAUUUUAAAUGUUUUAUGGACCGUGGAAUGAAGAUACACGAAAAACACGAGCCACUGACUGCGCAUUUGUUUUUCAUUGAAGCCAAGAGAUGGCGUGUGCUGAGACCUAAGAUGACGCCAGUGUUCACAUCUGGAAAGUUGAAGGACAUGUUUUAUUUACUGGCCGAGUGUGCAAACCAAUUGGAUAAGUACUUGGACCAGUUUGUUGACAAAGCAGUUGAUAUUAGAGAAAUAAGUGCCCGAUUUGCGACAGAUGUAAUUGGAGUUUGUGCCUUUGGUCUGCAAGCUAAUGCACUUGCGGAGGAAGAAAGUUUGUUUCGUAAGAUGGGCAAGAGGAUUUUUGAGAAUAAUCCGAAGAAUUUUAUAAAAUUUAGAUUGAGAAAUUUCGCGCCUAAAUUGUAUGAUGUGAUUGGUGGCUGGUUUACAGAUUACGAGCUUGAAGAUUUCUUCAUUGGAAUUACACGAGAUACUAUUGAGUAUCGUAAAAAGAAUGGAAUUAUGAGGCAUGAUUUCAUUGAUUUGUUAGCGGGGUUAAAGGAAGAUUGGAGCAAAAAUAAUACAGAUAUUGAAUUGACCGAUUCGCUGAUUGCUGCUCAAUUAUUUGUCUUCUUCAUCGCGGGCUUCGAAACUUCGUCAUCUACAAUGAGUAACUGUAUUUUCGAACUCGCACAGAAUCAUGAUAUACAAAAUAAAUUACGCGAUGAAAUAAAAGAAGAGAUGGAAAAUAACAAAGGCGUGAUAACAUAUGACGGAAUUAAAAAUAUGAAGUACCUUGAUCAAGUAGUCAACGAAACUCUGAGAAAAUAUCCACCAGUGACAUCUAUAAUGAGAAAAUCCACCAGUAAGUACACAUUUCCUGGUACUAAAGUUACGAUACCUGAGGGUACUUCCGUUUGGAUUCCAAGCUUUGCGAUCCAACGUGACCCGAAGUAUUAUCCGGAUCCUGAUGUUUUUGAUCCCGAGCGUUUUAGUGAAGAGGAAAUUAAAAAACGUCCAGCAAUGGCUUUCCUGUCUUUCGGUGACGGCCCACGUAAUUGCAUCGGAGCAAGAUUUGGGCAGAUGCAAACGAAAGUCGGCAUCGUUAAAAUUUUACAAAACCACGCAGUUGACGUAUGCGAACAAACUGAUAAAAAUUACACUAUCAAUAGCCGUAGUUUUCUUUUGGCGCCAGUUAAUGGUGUUGUUGUUAAAAUAAUUAAGCAAUAAUAAUUAUAUCACAUUAUUAAUAUCCAUCUCAAACGAUAGCGCCGAGUGCGCUUUUCUAUUGUAUUCAAGUUUUUGACUGAUUAAUUCACGUUCAAUUUGUCUCAACAACUUCUAUUGUAGACCUAAGUAAGAUAAGUCAAUACCAUUAUGAAUAAAUUUUUCUAUCAAAUAA